AAAGUGUCCUUGAGCAAGAUACCGAUCCCUCAUCAGUUGGUAUAUAAGAUGGGAGUGUGAAGCACUUGAAAUAACCAAGGUAGAAAAACACUGUGGAAGUGACAGCCCAUUUACCUAUUUUUUUUUCCCUUUCUUUCAUCAUGUAGGCCCAUCACCACGAAUACAUACGACAUAUUCAAAUUUUCAAAACAAAAAUUGGAAUAAAAACAUUUAAAGGUCACUCCACUAUGCCAAAAAAGGUAUGUGCCGUAAACACCUAAGCAGUAUAAUGAUACUUAUCCAAGGCCUAAUGACUGUAAGAACCGGUUAGACUUCUUUUUGUCGACGGGUUCAGUGUGAUUAAAUAUAACCUUUUCAGAAAGAAGGCACUUACACACCACAAAGAGAGAAAAGGGACACUACGUAUUAUAGCGUCUGAAAAGUUUUUUGGGUACACUUGAUUUCAAAGUGUCAUCAAUUAGCUAGGCAUGUUUGCACCAUUUAGUAUUCAUCACUACAUACGUAUUAGAGGGGUACUUAAUCUGUCUGGAGAAUAUAUGCACAUGAAAUUUGACAUUAAAGUUAAAAUUGCUCAAUGAUGUGUGUGAGUAUUUUCACAUUUCUGAUGAUGCAGUGAUCAUGCCUGCAUGGUGAGGCACUAAUAUUCAAAUGUACAACUUUAUGAGCCAAACAUAGUGGUGUAUUCACAAUUAAAUUGGCAGUCAGACAAAAAUUGGAUUUUGUAUAUAUAUAUAUAUAUAUAUAUAUAUAUAUAUGCUGAAAAAGUCCUAGAAAAUAAUAUCAAUAUCGGAGACUUCGAGUCCCCCCAACAAACCCUACAAUAUACAGACAGGCAGAAGGGAGAUGAGCCGCUCGGGGCUUUUCUUCCUUAAUAUCAGUUUGUUCACAAGCCAGACGUGUGAAGGUGUUUGGUUAGAUUGUAGCAACACCAAAAUUUAUGGCUUUGAUUUUCACAGGGCCAAACCAAGCGAGACCAGGACCAAUCAAAUGGGCUCAAUAAAACUGACUUCCCCCGGAGGUUUCAAAGGCUUUACGAAGAUUUGAUUUACAGUCUGGAGGCCAGACACUAGUGAGGAUGAGCUUGAGAUGUUGUGAUACACACUCUCGUCAGAUUGGAUAACUCGUGCCCCCUUGUGCAAUGAGACUGUUUAUGAGAAAACAUCCUCCAUUUUAUCUUUGCAUGUUGACAAGGAUAAGCCGUAAAGCAGAUAUUAGCCGAGGCUAUAAAUAGAAAUAUUCUCUCUCUUCUGGGUAGCAAAGCGAGCUUUCAACAGGUUCUGUGGGGAAGGUUGUGUUACCUAAUUAUCUCUUUCAAGUACUGUUUGGACUGUUGAACUUUGAAAGAGGGAAGAUUUAGCUACUGUUAAGUCGUUUUAAGGCGCACUGAGAAACCCGUACUGCAUGAAUACAGAAGGUCAUGCAACUUAAUUGCUGGCAGGAAGCUAACUCAAAGUGUUUACUGCCAAGCCAAUACAAUUAGUAUUUGAUAGAACUUUAUGCAAUUAGAGAUGUGGCAUGAGGACAGACUUAAAUUAAAUAUAACAAAAUAUAAGAAAAAACAUUUCUUAAAGUCAGUGUGAGGAAAAGUUGCAAAUGUAGGAUUUGGACUGUUGAGGAUUUUGCCCGGAACUAGGUAAUGUUUUGACCCAUCAGCACAAUCAUCAGUAUGUCAAGUUUAAUGUGACUGCAACUAGAAGCCCUUUAUUAUGUGUUUGAUGUUUUAUAUGUGCAAUGAAUGGAUGGAUAGAUGAAUGGCAAUAAAUAAAAACAUACUGCUAUAAAGACAUAAAUACAUUGAAAAAACACAAUGAUUUAUUGAUCAUUAACUUCAGUUAAGGAAGGAAAAUGAAAAGGGAGGCUACAUUGAAAGAUAAUCUUCCAUAAUAACAUGGGAAAAUUCAGAUUCAAGGUUUCUUUUUUAAUGUCUGUUUUUUCUUCAGUUCAUUGGUUGAUUUUGGGAUACAAGGUCAUUUAUUUAUUUUUUCUGGCAAAUGCAUGGGUAAUUGUGCAUACCUAUGAAUAUAGGGACUUAAUUAUACAUUUUUAUGAUUUUGGCAGUCAUGGUGACGCUCUGAAGGACACCAUAACUAUGAUGCAGCCUGUGCUAAAACGAGUUAAACACCCCUGCCCUAGAUGUUGCCAGGAUACUUUUUGCAAAUGAUGCAAACGAUUGCAUUGGGGAUAUGAAUAAUUUAUCCCUAACACAACAUCUUACAUUCGAUUGCCACUGUAGUGUGUCAUUUUGUCAUAGAAGAUUGAACAAAUUAAAAAAAUAUACAGGGUAUAACUUAUACACGCUGUAUAGACUCAGACAUCUUUUUAUUUCAAAUAAAUCAGUCAUUCUUACGCAAUCACACAGAUUGUUGGUGUGGACUUCCUGGUCGCCUACUCUAUUCAAGACUCAAAUUUGAAAUGAGUUGAAAUCAAGUUCUUCCACCCAUAUAUCAAAGUGUGAAACUCCACUCUGCCAGGUGUGAUGCAGUCAAUUGCACCAAGUCCUGCCCAAAUGGAAUAAGAGAAGCUGAGCUAACCUUUCAGUCCUGGCUGACAAGGUGCCCGGGCAACUACUGGCCUCCCGCUGUCUCUAUCCAUGGCGCAUCUCCAUCCUUAACUCCUGCACCCGCUCUUCAGGAUCACACAUAAAACCAAAAGAAAAGCAGUGUUCCGCACCAGUAGCACAACAAAGCAGGCUCGCGAUAUCAUUUCAGCCCGUGUAAAAGGCUCACAAGAAGUUCAACGUUCCCUCCAUGCAGACUCUUAACGUCGCGUCAUUUACCAAGGUGAGAAGGAUGUAGCACCAACGGGGUGGGGGAAGAGGAUGGAGUGUUCCUGGAAGACAGUGCUGCUGCUGGUGUGUGCCUCGUUGGGGGUCCAGUACACAGCCAUUCGCACCCUGAGGGACUCCCUGUCUGGACCCUGUCAGGGUGUUUACCAGUGUCAGAGCAGACAUCACAGAGAAUCCAAUUGGAGAACCUUGUGUGAUGACAGUUGGAUGUCCAUGGAAUCCCCUCAGAAGCACAUCCUGCUGUUUGCCACCACACGCAGCGGUUCAUCCUUCACUGGUCAGCUGCUCAACCAGCACCCUGAGAUCUUUUACAUGUUUGAACCUCUCUACCACAUCCAGCAAGCAUUCACAAAUUCCAGCGGGAGGAUUCGUCGUACUUUGGACCGCCGGGCCCUGCUGGGCGCGUACAGAGACCUUCUGCUCAAUUUGUACAAAUGUGACCUUCAUUUUAUCGAGAGUUACAUCCGCCCUGAGCCUCAGGACCACGUCACUAAUUCCUUCUUUCGUAGAAGCUCCAGUCAUGCCCUUUGUUCUCCUCCUGUGUGUCUGGAAGGAGGGAACGGAGAAGCACUCGAGCUUCCUGAGGAAAGUUGGUGUACCAAGAAGUGCGGAAACUUGAACCUCACCUUGGCGUCAAGGGCGUGUCUGUCAAGAAGCCACGUAGCCAUAAAGACAGUUCGGAUCCCCAAGGUGAGCGACCUGCGAACUUUGGUUGAAGAUCCACGUCUGGACCUAAAGAUCAUCCACCUGGUGAGAGACCCUAGAGCAAUUCUCGCCUCACGCAUCACAGCGUUUUCAGAUCAGUUUCGGGCGUGGAAAAUAUGGAACGCGACGGGGCGGCAACCGCGAUAUGUGGACCUAUCGCAGAUCACAAGCACCUGCCAGGACAUGGUGGCAUCCGCAGAAGCAGGAUUGGCGAGACCAGCUUGGCUGAAGGGCCGUUAUCUUUUAGUGAGGUAUGAAGAUUUAGCAUUUAACCCAAAAGACAUGGCUGACAAGAUCUAUCAGUUUAUUGGCCUAGAGUUGGAGGACAGGGUGCAGACAUGGAUUAGAAGAAACACCAACAGUAAUGUGUUUGCUCCAUUUGAUUGGAAUUACAAGUACUCCACCACCAGAGACUCCAGAAUGACGGCAGCGAGUUGGAGGCUUCGUUUGGACCAUAAUAUUGUCAGAACUGUGCAAAAUUUGUGCAACGACACUUUGGCCCUGCUCGGAUACAAACUAGUUCAUUCAACAGUCCAACUAAGGAACUUGUCCCAUAGUCUAGUUGAACCCAACCCAUUUCAACCCAAUCUUUCUCAAAAUUGGGUAACGACCAAAAAUGGUCAGGGUGGUACAUAAUUUAUUCAUAAAUAUAUUAUUUGUUACCUGUGGGGUUAUUUUCAUCUUUUUAAAUCAUUGAUUUCUAAGUAAAAAUUUAGAUCUUGGACCAAAAAGGUUUAAGAAACCCUCCAACCAGUAAUAAUAAUAAUAAUAAUAAUACAUGUAACAAUGUAAAAGGAUGUAUUAAUAGAUUAUUCUUUUUACUGGUGAUUCAAUGCUGUGAAGAUGCUAAAAUAAAGAAACAAAAUACAUAAUCUGUUCAUAUCUUACCAUUUCAAUACAGAUGUGCCAGAUAUCAAAAGGUGUGACAUGCACAGAUUUCGACUAAACUACUCAGUGUAUUGCUGUGUGUUGCAGUUAUGUGUGAAUUAAUUUUUAUCUAUUAUUCUAUAUGUAAUGUCACAUUACUGCUGUAAAUCAAACAAGCAAAUUAUGUGCAUACCGGGAGAGCAUUGGCCAUUGGAAUUUGAAGUAUAGUUUUAAUAAUGCCUUUGGAAAUAAAUGUCAAUAAAUGAGUGAAAUCCAACAGUGAUUUUAGACGAAUGUAAAUUUGUGGUCUGGUUUUGUUGGAAUGGAAUCAAGUAGAUUAUCGUGCAAAUCUUUUCUAAUAGUUUCUAAUAAGUGCACGUUAAAUUGGAAUUCUGUCCAGUUCGCCU
Messenger RNA from Syngnathus typhle (broad-nosed pipefish), 4764 nucleotides. Its product is annotated as Carbohydrate sulfotransferase 1-like. Gene Ontology annotation, cellular component: membrane. Bases 2819 to 4126 code for a protein of 435 amino acids. Lineage: Eukaryota; Metazoa; Chordata; Actinopteri; Syngnathiformes; Syngnathidae. Gene Ontology annotation, biological process: keratan sulfate proteoglycan metabolic process; N-acetylglucosamine metabolic process. The record is from RefSeq and is a predicted model, not a curated record. Gene Ontology annotation, molecular function: N-acetylglucosamine 6-O-sulfotransferase activity; keratan sulfotransferase activity. The transcript has 5 exons.